Molecule: messenger RNA, 534 nt
Organism: Vitrella brassicaformis
Lineage: Eukaryota; Vitrellaceae
Source: the annotation of a GenBank genome assembly
CUGCUGCACCGCCCCCCUCCACCUCUCCGUCAGCGGAUCCGAAGCGCCGCAGCGCCGCAUCGGGGCGGGGCGAGGGCUGGUUGUCACGAUUCGGCACAUCAUCUGCCAUUGAGGAGGCCAUCAAGCGUCUUAGUGAGUCGGCAGCCGUCAUGAUGGAUUGCAUCGAGCAGCGAUGCGGUAGCCUGAUAAAAGCGACACGGGCGAGGGAAAGGUGCAUUGGACACUUAGGUGGCAUUGUGUAUCUUGGGUGUCGUGGCUGUAGGUGUGUAUCGUCGUCCAAGGUUGCGGGGUCUGCAAGUCGUGGCCGCUGGGAGGAAGCCCUCCGGGUCAGCCCCAAUUUGUGCGUUGAUUGCCCGUUCAUUCAGUAGGGAUGUCAGCCAUCCAUCCAUCGACAGCGACUUCCAUUUUAUAGUCAUCGGAGAGCCGCGGAUGAGGUCUGCUAGAACUGUCAGGUGCGCAGGGAGAGUCGGCCGCCGAUGCGUCUUCGCGUUGUGAAGGUAAUCCGUGUUAUCAUGUUCCGCGUGCAGAUGUUGA